AUGGUGUCCGAAGCGAAGGUGAAUGGUGGCGAGCUGGAGACGACGGCGGAGUUGCCGCCAGCGUUGAUUGAGAAACCGGCAGGUUUGCCGCCCGGCAAGUAUGCGCUCGUUGGAUGGGACAUGGAUACUACGGGUAGAAGGCUUAUCGAUGAGAUAUGUCAAAUUGCUGCUUACACACCGAAGCAAUCGUACUCGCAGUACAUAAUGCCUUACGGUGAUCUAAAUCCGGGCGCGCGUCGUCGUCACAACGUGCGAGUAGUUACCGUCGGACGGUAUCGCAUGCUCAAAGACACUAAUACUCAUAAGAUAUUGAAAACAAAGUCUGAGAUCUCUGCAUUGUCAGACUUUUUAGACUGGUUAGAGAAAGAGAAAGGAGAUGGUAGUGUUAUUCUUAUUUACCACGAGCCGCGCCGCCUUAGCCCCACUAUGCUGCUCGAAGCACUUACCAGGUACAAGCUCCUGGACCGUUUCAAAUCCAUAGUAGCGGGUUUCGCGGACAGUUACGCCCUCGCGGCGGACAAGUGCAAGGCGACGGUGAAGUCCGUGUCGCUGCGAGUGUUGGCGCGGGUGUUGCUCGACGCCGACUCGCUUUCCGUAGACAGUGCCUUAGAGAGGGCCACGGCCGCCUACAGGAUUGUUGAGCAUCUUGCCCAAGGUGAGCAACAGGAGGUAGGAGCGGGCGGCGAGGGUGCCUCCGCGAGUAAGGACAUGGUGGAGACCGCACGUGCCUGGGCGCGCCCCGUGCACACGGAGCUCGAGGCGCUCGCCACACUUAAGAAUCUAUUGGAGAGACAGAACACGUUCCGGCCGGUGUUCGCGCCGCUGCUGCGCUCUGCGCGGCCGGAGCGCAAGCGCGUGACGCAGCUGCGCCGCCUGCUCGCCGACGCGGGCCUGCUCUACGACCAGCUCAAGGACGCCUGGCAGGAGCACAAGCUCGCCGGUUUAGAGAAGCAGUUAGCUGGGUUGACUGUCUCUGCCAAAGAGGAAGAUAUAAAAGAACUGAUUGAGAUAUUUGACUGCCAUUUUGACCCUACCAAAGAGCCUAAAGGUCCUAAACCUAGACUUCCUAGGAAAAAUAGGGCGACGUCAUCAGCCGGCGAAACGGGCGAAGCGGAGGGUAGCACUAGCGAGUCACAGAACAGCUCGCCACACAACUCGCCUAACAAGACUAGUAAUGAUAUGGUGGCGGGCGAUUCUAGUCAAAAAGUGCCGGCGCCCGAGCCCGUGGCGGCCAACUAA
Molecule: messenger RNA, 1239 nt
Organism: Arctia plantaginis
Lineage: Eukaryota; Metazoa; Arthropoda; Insecta; Lepidoptera; Erebidae
Source: the annotation of a GenBank genome assembly